AUGUGCAGCACCCUCUGCAGCGACGGCAGCGGCAGCAGCGACCGCGCGCUCGGCCCGCCGGAGGGGCCGCCGUGCUGCCCGCAGGAGCCCACGGCGCGGAAGAUGCCGCUGGUGAACGUGAGCCGGUGCGAGGCGCUGAGCUCGCUCGCUUGGGACUUCCGGUUCAACCGUGACUUCGGCGACAAGGUGCGGGCGUUGGAGGCGAUGGGCUACCGCGGCUGGCGGCGGAUCCGCGGCGACGGCAAUUGCUUCUACCGCGCGGUGGGCUUCGGGCUGCUGCAGCUGCUCGCCGCGCAGGAGGGCGCGCGGCGCGCGGCCUGGGGAGCGCAGGUCUGCCACAACCUGGGGGCGGUCCGCUUCGAGGACGCCGCGUGUCCAACAGGAAGGCCACGAGGGCCUGCUCGCCCGCGUCCGGCGCCUCGCGGCGGGCGGCACGUGGGACGACGGCGCCGGCGCGGGCGAGGAGGAGGAGGCCGCGCAGGUGACGGUGCCGGUGGCGACGGCGCUGCGCCGGAGCAUGGGCCACCCAGGCAGCGCCCUGGACCUUGCCCUGGUGCGCGCACUGCGCCACGUGGCCGCCGCGUGCCUGCGCAAGCUGGCCCACGACGAGGAGAGGCGAGCGCGGGCAUCUCGUACGAGGUCGUCUGCCUGGCGCAGGGGUACGGGGGCGUGGAGGACUUCUGCCGGCGCGUGGUCCUGCCCAUGGGCACGGAGGCGGAGGGCGUGGUCCUCGGCGCGCUGCCCGCGGCCCUGGGCGUCGGGCUCCGGGUCGUGCUCCUCGACCGCCGCGGCUCGAAGGACGUCCCCCUCUGCGACUACAACAUGCCCGCGGGCGCCCCGGAGAGCGGGGCCGUGGCGGCGCCGGUGGUGCACCUGCAGCUCCGGCCUGGGCACUACGACCUGCUCUAUUUUGGGGAGGAGUGCGCCGACGGCGCGGAGGUGCAGUCGGAGGAGGGGGAGGGGGAGGAGGAUCGAAGAUGA
Molecule: messenger RNA, 981 nt
Organism: Prorocentrum cordatum
Lineage: Eukaryota; Dinophyceae; Prorocentrales; Prorocentraceae
Source: the annotation of a GenBank genome assembly